Pyrus x bretschneideri (Chinese white pear) is the source of this 5597-nucleotide messenger RNA. Its product is annotated as disease resistance protein RPV1. Gene Ontology annotation, biological process: defense response; signal transduction. Lineage: Eukaryota; Viridiplantae; Streptophyta; Magnoliopsida; Rosales; Rosaceae. Gene Ontology annotation, molecular function: ADP binding. The transcript is spliced from 4 exons. The coding region runs from base 117 to 5552 and encodes 1811 amino acids. The record is from RefSeq and is a predicted model, not a curated record.
AUCUUCUGACUCACUACCACAAUUGCCACAUUUUUUUUCUUCCCUCUACAUCUCAUCAUUUUCCACUAGGCUCGUUGACGUGCACCCCUCUGUUCAUCGCCGAUCAUUCUACGUCAAUGGCUUCUUCUUCUUUUUGUUCCGAGUCGUCGUCUUCCUCCGGCCGUCGUAGUUGGAAAUACGACGUUUUCCUCAACUUCAGAGGCGAAGACACUCGCAGGUCCUUCGUCUGCCAUCUCUACAGAGCUCUGGACCAGAAAGCCAUCCACACUUUCAUCGACGCCGAAGAGCUCCGAAAAGGCAACCACCUCUCCGACCUACUCACAGCCAUUCAAAACUCCAGGGUCUCGAUCGUAGUUUUCUCUCCAAACUAUGCUUCUUCCACCUGGUGCCUCAAAGAACUCGUCCAAAUUCUGGAAUGUAUGGACUCGGACGGCCAGACUGUGGUGCCCGUCUUCUACGAUGUCGAUCCGUCUGACGUCCGCAAGCGCAAGAGGAGUUUUGCGGAGGCGUUUGCGAGACACGAACUCGACUCCGCGGCUGAGAUGGCGGAGGUGCGGAGAUGGAAGUCAGCUCUUACAAAAGCCUGCAAUAUAUCGGGCUGGGAUUCGCGAAAUUACGAGGAUGAUGCAAGGCUUAUUGCAGAAAUUGUACAAGAUAUCUUUGAUAAAUUGACCCAUAUGUCGUCAAGUGAAGGCGAGGGCUUGGUUGGAAUGGAUUCCCAGCUAGAUGAAAUGAAUUUGCAAUUAUGCCUUGGCACGGAGGAUGUUCGCUUUGUUGGAAUAUGGGGUAUGGGUGGAAUAGGCAAAACAACCAUUGCCAAAGCUGUUUAUGAUAAAAUUGCUUGUCAAUUUGAAGCUUACUGCUUUCUUGAAAAUGUCAAGGAAGGUUUCUCCAGGCAUGGUGCAAUACAUAUGCAGGAAGAGCUUUUAUCCAGAAUCUUGAAGGAAAGGGUGCCAAGUUUAGGAACUUUGGACAAAGGUUCCAAGAUGAUAAGGGAAAGACUAGCUAAGAAAAAAGUUUUCCUUGUUCUUGAUGACGUGGACAAUAUAGACCAAAUUGAAGGCUUACUUGGAAAGCAACGUUCAUUUGGCUGCGGAAGUAGAAUUAUUAUAACAACACGAGAUGAGCAAUUACUAAGACUAAGCAGAGUUGAUGCAAUAUAUAGGCCCAAGUUUUUAAGUGACAAUGAAGCUCGUGACCUCUUUAUGCAAUAUGCCUUCAGAACAAACCAACCCACAAGUGACUACAAUCAUCUCACAUGCCAUGCUAUAGAAUAUGCUAAAGGUUUGCCUUUAGCGCUCAAAGUCUUGGGAGGUUUUCUUGAUAACAAAAGUGUACGCGAGUGGGAAGAUGUGUUAGAGAAGAUAAGGAAAAUCCCACACAUGGGAAUUCAGGAUGUGCUUAGAACGAGUUUUUAUGGGCUGGACGAUUCAGAGAAGGACAUUUUUUUGGACAUUGCUUGUUUCUUUAAAGGAAUGAAAAAAGAUCGUGCAACAAAUAUCCUGGAAGGUUGUGGCUUCUAUCCUCAUAGUGGAUUAAGAGUUCUAAUUAAUAGAUCUCUCAUAACAAUCUCAGAUUAUGGCACACUCGAGAUGCAUGAUUUACUAGAAGAAAUGGGUUGGGAAAUUGUCCGCCAAGAAUCUAUUAAAGAGCCCGGGAGACGCAGUAGGCUGUGGAGUUAUGAAGAUGUUCAUCCCGUGUUCACUCAAAAUACAGCUACAGAAGCUAUUGAGAGCAUAGUCCUGGACUUGUCAAACAAAUCAGAAGAAGUAUACUUAAAUGCUGAAGCUUUUGUUGGAAUGACGAGGCUAAGACUGCUCCGUAUCCAAUAUCAUAACCCCUCUAGACGUGUUUUCAUACGAUGCCCGAGUAGAGACUUUCCUUCUCAUAAACAACGCCUGAGUGGAGACUUUCCUUCUCAUAAACAACACCUGAGUGGAGACUUCAAGUAUCUUUCUCAUGAAUUGAGGUAUCUCGUUUGGCAUGGCUGCCCCCUAAAGUCUUUGCCAUCCAAUUUUAACCCCAACAACCUAGUUGACCUUGACAUACAAUUUAGUAACAUCCAACAACUUUGGGAAGGAACCAAGCAUUUGAAAAGCUUGAAGUUCAUCAAUUUAAACCUCUCUCAAUACCUUGAAAGAACCCCCGACUUAACUGAGGCAAAAAAUCUGGAGGCAUUAUACCUUGAAAAUUGUAAGAGUUUAUUUGAGGUUCAUCCAUCCAUUUCAUCUCUUCAAAAUCUUCUUGUUUUGAGUCUAAGAGGGUGCAAAAAACUGAGGAAAUUUCCAAGCAGCAUUGAUAUGAGAUCUCUCAAAUCUCUUAAUCUUUCUGGCUGCUCAAAAUUUGAGAAGUUUCCAGAGAUCUCAAACGUCAUGAAGGAACUUUCAAAACUUUGUUUAGAUGGGACUGCAAUUAAAGAACUGCCCUCGUCAAUUAAAAAUCUUACAGGGCUUGUUACUUUGAACUUAAAAGAUUGCAUAGAGCUUCAAAGUCUUCCAAGCAGCAUUUAUAUGAGAUCUCUCAAAUCUCUUAAUCUUUCUGGCUGCUCAAAAUUUGAGAAGUUUCCAGAGAUCUUAGACGUCAUGAAGGAACUUUCAGAACUUCAUUUAGAUGGGACUGCAAUUAAAGAACUGCCCUCAUCAAUUAAAAAUCUUACAGGGCUUGUUACUUUGAACUUAAAAAAUUGCAUAGAGCUUCAAAGUCUUCCAAGCAGCAUUUAUAUGAGAUCUCUCAAAUCUCUUAAUCUUUCUGGCUGCUCAAAAUUUGAGAAGUUUCCAGAGAUCUUAGACGUCAUGAAGGAACUUUCAGAACUUCAUUUAGAUGGGACUGCAAUUAAAGAACUGCCCUCAUCAAUUAAAAAUCUUACAGGGCUUGUUACUUUGAACUUAAAAAAUUGCAUAGAGCUUCAAAGUCUUCCAAGCAGCAUUUAUAUGAGAUUUCUCAAAUCUCUUAAUCUUUCUGGCUGCUCAAAAUUUGAGAAGUUUCCAGAGAUCUCAGACGUCAUGAAGGAACUUUCAGAACUUCAUUUAGAUGGGACUGCAAUUAAAGAACUGCCCUCAUCAAUUAAAAAUCUUACAGGGCUUGUUACUUUGAACAUAAAAGAGUGCAUAGAGCUUCAAGGUCUUCCAAGCAGCAUCUACCAACUUAAAUCCCUAAAAGAUGUUACUCUUUGUGGCUGUAAAAGUCUCAAGAUGUUUCUAGAGAAUUUAGAAGUUUCGAAGAAUCUUUCGAAACUUUGUUUGGAUGGCAUUGCAAUUAGAGAUUUGCCCUUUUCAAUUAAAAAUCUUACAGGACUUCAUACUUUCAACCUCAGAGGCUGCCUACAACUGAAAAGUCUUCCAAGCAGCAUCUGCCAACUCAAGUCCCUUAGAUGGUUUUCUCUUUCUGGCUGCUCAAAUCUUGAGAAGUUUCCAGAGAUUUUAGAAGUUAUGGAAGAACUCCGGUUGCUUUGUUUGGAUGGGACUGCAAUUGAAGAAUUGCCAUCGUCGAUAAAUAAUCUUACGGGGCUUCGUAGUUUGCGCCUUAAAGGCUGCUUGAAGCUUAAAAGUCUGCCGUGCAGUAUCUGUCAACUCAAGUCCCUGAAAGAUUUUACUCUUUCUGGCUGCUCAAAUCUUGAGAAGUUUCCAGAGAUUUUAGAAGUUAUGGAAGAACUCCGGUCGCUUUGUUUGGAUGAGACUGCAAUUGAAGAACUGCCAUCGUCGAUAAAUAAUCUUACGGAGCUUCGUAGUUUGAGCCUUAAAGGCUGCCUGAAGCUUAAAAGUCUGCCAUGCAGUAUCUGUCAACUCAGGUCCCUGAAAAAUUUUACUCUUUCUGGCUGCUCAAAUCUUGAGAAGUUUCCAGAGAUUUUAGAAGUUAUGAAAGAACUCCAGUGGCUUUGUUUGGAUGGGACUGCAAUUGAAGAAUUGCCAUCGUCGAUAAAUAAUCUUGCGGGGCUUCGUAGUUUGAGCCUUAAAGGCUGCUUGAAGCUUGAAAGUCUGCCGUGCAGUAUCUGUCAACUCAGGUCCCUGAAAGAUUUUACUCUUUCUGGCUGCUCAAAUCUUGAGAAGUUUCCAGAGAUUUUAGAAGUUAUGGAAGAACUCCGGUCGCUUUGUUUGGAUGAGACUGCAAUUGAAGAACUGCCAUCGUCGAUAAAUAAUCUUACGGAGCUUCGUAGUUUGAGCCUUAAAGGCUGCCUGAAGCUUAAAAGUCUGCCAUGCAGUAUCUGUCAACUCAGGUUCCUGAAAGAUUUUACUCUUUCUGGCUGCUCAAAUCUUGAAAAGUUUCCAGAGAUUUUAGAAGUUAUGGAAGAACUCCGGUCGCUUUGUUUGGAUGAGACUGCAAUUGAAGAACUACCAUCGUCGAUAAAUAAUCUAACGGGGCUUCGUGGUUUGAGCCUUGAAGGCUGCUUGAAGCUUAAAAGUCUGCCAUGCAGUAUCUGUUUCAAGUCCUUGAAAUAUUUUACUCUUUCUGGCUGCACAAAUCUUGAGAAGUUUCCAGAGAUUUUAGAAGUUAUGGAAGAACUCCGGUCGCUUUGUUUGGAUGAGACUGCAAUUGAAGAACUGCCAUUGUCAAUAAAUAAUCUUACAGGGCUUCAUAGUUUGAGCCUUAAGGGCUGCUUGAAGCUUAAAAGUCUGCCAUGCAGUAUCUGUCAACUCAAGUCCCUGAAAGAUUUUACUCUUUCUGGCUGCUCAAAUCUUGAAAAGUUUCCAGAGAUUUUAGAAGUUAUGGAAGAACUCCAAUCGCUUUGUUUGGAUGAGACUGCAAUUGAAGAACUGCCAUCGUCGAUAAAUAAUCUUACGGGGCUUCGUAGUUUGAGCCUUGAAGGCUGCUUGGAGCUUAUAAGUCUGCCAUGCAGUAUUUGUCAUCUCAAGUCCCUUGGAUGGUUUUCUCUUUCUGGCUCCAAAAAUCUUGAGAAGUUCCCAGAGAUUUUAGAAGUUAUGGGAGAACUCAAUUCGCUUUGUUUGGAUAAGACUGCAAUUGAAGAAUUGCCAUUGUCGAUAAAUAAUCUUACGGGGCUUUGUAGUUUGAGCCUUGAAGGCUGCUUGAAGCUUAAAAGUCUGCCAUGCAGUAUCUGUCAACUCAAGUCACUUAGAUGGUUUUCUCUUUCUGGCUCCAAAAAUCUUGAGAAGUUUCCAGAGAUUUUAGAAGUUAUGGGAGAACUCAAAUGGCUUUGUUUGGAUGAGACUGCAAUUGAAGAACUACCAUCGUCGAUAAAUAAUCUUACGGGGCUUCGUAGUUUGAGCCUUAAAUGCUGCUUGAAGCUUAAAAGUCUGCCGUGCAGUAUCUGUCAACUCAAGUCCCUGAAAGAUUUUACUCUUUCUGGCUGCUCAAAUCUUGAGAAGUUUCCAGAGAUUUUAGAAGUUAUGAAAGAACUCCAGUGGCUUUGUUUGGAUGGGACUGCAAUUGAAGAACUGCCAUCGUCGAUAAAUAAUCUUACGGGGCUUUGGAGUUUGAGCCUUGACGACUGCUUGAAGCUUAAAAGUCUACCAUGCAGUAUCGAUCAACUCAAGUCCCUGAUAUAUAUUUUUCGUAGUGACUGCCCAAAUCUUGAGACAGAGAACUUACCGAAUUGAGGGUUUCAAUUGUAAUGAAUUCAAUUCUCUAUGUUGUCGGAGCCA